Aspergillus alliaceus is the source of this 645-nucleotide messenger RNA. RefSeq names its product cutinase family protein. Gene Ontology annotation, molecular function: cutinase activity. The record is from RefSeq and is a predicted model, not a curated record. NCBI's taxonomy places the organism in Eukaryota, Fungi, Ascomycota, Eurotiomycetes, Eurotiales, Aspergillaceae. Gene Ontology annotation, cellular component: extracellular region. Gene Ontology annotation, biological process: carbohydrate catabolic process. The coding region runs from base 1 to 645 and encodes 214 amino acids. The transcript is spliced from 4 exons.
AUGAACCUCCGCCUAUUGAUUUCUACCCUGGCUGCGACUGCAGUAGCCAGCCCAGUAGACCUUCAGGGCCGCCAAGUGACAGAUGGAAAUGAGCUGCGAGAUGGGCCUUGCAAGCCCAUCACCUUCAUUUUUGCCCGAGGUUCCACAGAGCCUGGUCUCUUGGGCAUCUCUACUGGGCCAGCUGUAUGCAGCCGGUUGAAGCUGUCGAGAGUAGGUGAUGUCGCUUGUCAGGGAGUCGGACCUAGAUACCGAGCGGACCUACCGUCCAAUGCGCUGCCAGAAGGAACAUCCCAGAUUGCAAUCGCAGAGGCGAAGGAAUUGUUCGAACUAGCGGCCUCAAAGUGUCCCGACACUCAGGUCGUGGCCGGCGGAUACAGUCAAGGAUCAGCUGUCAUGGCUGGCUCCAUUAGGCGUCUCUCAGCGAACUUACAGGAGAAAAUAAAAGGUGUUGUCCUUUUCGGCUAUACUCGCAACGCCCAGGAGCAUGGCCAGAUUCCGAACUUCACUCAGGAUAAGGUCAAGGUAUACUGUGCCCCGGGCGAUCUCGUCUGCCACGGGACUCUCAUUGUCGCACCACCGCACUUUACAUACGUGUCUGACGCAGGAGAUGCAAGCAAUUUCCUUCUGUCCAAGGUAGGCGUCUAG